GCAAAAAAAAAUUGACAUAUAUAAAAAGGGGAUCUUUCACUGUUUUUUUCCUGGUUAUUUAUUACUUUUUAUUACACAAUUACAUAUAAUGCGUUUCUCAAUUGCUGCUUCCUUGACCUUGGCCAUGACCUCUCUUGUUAUGGGUGCUCCUGUUACUACUGUUCAACCCUCUGCUACUUCUACUGCUGAUGCUGCCGCUUCCACUGAGAGCUAUUCUGCUGCUGCUCCUGUUGAUGCUCCUACUGGCUCUAAUGUUCAAGGCGGUGUCUAUGUUUCUUGUAACAAGCCUGGUGUCUUUGCCCUCACUUUCGAUGACGGACCUUACCAAUACUCUUGGGACUUGGCCAAGUCUCUUAACGAGCAAAACAUCACUGCUACUUUCUUCAUUAACGGUAACAACUGGGUCAACGUCGAAACUGACAGUGUAAGCACUUCUGAUGGUGAAAAGACCUACAUGGAAGUCAUUGCUCAUUACAAGGAAAUGGGUCAUGAAGUUGCUAGCCAUACCUAUGAACACAAGGAACUUGCUGGUCUUAGUGCUGAGGAAGUUGAAUAUCAAAUGAACACUCAAUCUGAUAUUAUCAAGAAGGCCAUUGGUGUCAGACCUGCCAUCAUGCGUCCUCCUGCUGGUUCCUUUGAUGAUAACGUCUUGGCUACUUUGCGCAAGUUGGGUUACUCUGUUGUUGACUGGGAUAUCGAUACUCAAGACUGGGCCACUCACAACUUUGACAGUGAAAAGGCUGCCUAUCAGGCCAUGGACAAAGAUACUUCAAGCUCCAUUGGUCACAUCACUCUUGAACAUGAAGUCUAUGACCAAACUGUGAACGAACUUGUUCCUUGGGCCGUUGAAUAUGUCAAGUCCAAGAACUACAAGUUCGUCACCAUCUCUGAAUGUUUGGAUGUUCCUGCUUACUACCAAUAAUUUGUUUAUUUGUACACUUGUAAUUCUAUUGCUGAUUUUCCUCUAACCCAAAAAAAGGAAAAUAGUGCUUGCUUUCACUCCCUCUUCUUUUUUCUUAUUUUAUUACAUAGAGAUACUAUCUGUAAUUAUAUAAUCUAAACAUCUCUUAUUCUGUGCAUAUGUGCAGAUAUCAAUAAACAUAAAAACCUAGUACAAACAAGUCUUGUAUAUUUAUAGACAUGUUUUCUACGGCAAUAAAAAUUUUCAGAUCGUAAAGCAGUUAUUGUCUGCAAAAGUACAG
This is a messenger RNA of Gilbertella persicaria, 1202 nucleotides long. RefSeq lists its product as uncharacterized. The transcript has 3 exons. Lineage: Eukaryota; Fungi; Mucoromycota; Mucoromycetes; Mucorales; Choanephoraceae. The record is from RefSeq and is a predicted model, not a curated record. Gene Ontology annotation, molecular function: hydrolase activity, acting on carbon-nitrogen (but not peptide) bonds. Bases 89 to 922 code for a protein of 277 amino acids. Gene Ontology annotation, biological process: carbohydrate metabolic process.